AUGGUGAAGUCGUCGGGGGGCCGUUGGAAGGGAAGUGGGUCGGGGUCGGCACCCUCUUCUCCGACGCGGCGGCGAAAGAAGGGGGGCAAGAGGGGCAGGCGUCUUUGCCACAUGGAGGGGUGCACGCUGUGCCCGUCUUUCGGGUUCGAGGGAGACGUGGCAGUGUCGUGCUCGCACCACAAGGAAGACGGUAUGCGCAACCUGACGGCGCGUCGCUGCCAGCACAAUGGCUGCUUCACGGUGGCCAACUUUGGAUUCCCGGGCGACAAGCCUGGAUACUGCGCGGCCCACAGCACAGAAGGCAUGGUGAAUCGCAACAAGCCCCGCGGCUCCGAGGGCAUGCUAUCCGGUAUGACCGUCUCGCGAAGCUCUCGCCGCGCUACCAAGGCCAGCAUCGCCUCUUCCUACGCCACGGGAGGGUCUGAAUCCGCCGCAGCAUCCGGAGCACCGACGGCGGCUGCUGCUGGUGCCGCUGCCGCUGUUGCUACCACUGAGGGCAGCGGUGGCCUGGCGAGGAAUCAAGCCUCCUCCGGCGGUAAAGAAGUUCUCACGCGGACGGCGGUUUCGGGGGACGUUGGGCUGGGCCGCCACCGGGCUUUCGGCAACGGUGCAGAGACUGACGCUGCCGUUGCACCCGCGGUAGCGGGCCGGGCGCGUGCCAGCGGCUCGCGCCGGAGGGGAAGCUACAGGGACAACACCAGUUCGGACGGCGACGAGAAAGCCGAGCUCGCAAAGUCCUUUUUCGGCGGCGGUAACCACAGCAACGUCACCGGGGGGGGCAGCUUUAAGAGCGCCAAGGCCCAAGCGCAGGAAGCGGCGGCGGCGCCUGUGCCCCCGCCCCCGGUAGCGUUCAUCGCUCGGGGAGACGGCGUCGAGGCCGCCAACGCCCGGUCACAUGCGGCGAGGGCGGGCGGCGGCGGCGGUGGCGGCGGUGGCGGCAGGCGGCCGCGGGGUGACAGCAAGGGGCUCGGGUCCGCGACCAUAACCGCCGGCGUUUUGCAGCAUCAGGAGGCGUCUAUGCCCGUCUCUCGUGGCAAAGGCAUGCUGCCCGUCGUGGAGACAGCCGGCGGCGGCGGCGGCAGCGGCAGGGUGGCGGUAGAUGUCAGCUUCUGCGGGGAUACGCGGAUGGACGGGUCCUUCCUGAUGGACGGCGGGUCCUUCGGGGAGACGAGCUUUGGGGCGGGGGGCGCGAGCUUGGGGGCGGGCGUGGACACCGGGCGGGCGGAGCUGCGCAGCAUCCUGCUGGGGGACGCAGGGGACACGCCAGAAGUGCGGGAUAGCGUAGCGGACGGAGGCUUUAGCUUCGCAGUUCCAAGCAGCAGCGCAAGGGUCGCUAGACCAUCACCCGGCGUUCAGUCUAUACAUGAGGCUUCGCGGCCGGCUGGAGGGCUAAGGUUUGGCCGUGAUUCUGCGGCGUCGGGGGGCGGGGAGCAUGCGGGUGCCAGAUCCUCCUUCGAGAGCGGCGGCUCCCUCGCGAGCGGGGGUGGGACGGCGCCGGCGCCGGCGCCCGCGGCGGGAGUGUUCGUUGACUUCGGGCUUGACCACCUGCCGGAGCUAAGCAGCAACGACUUCGCCGGCCUUCGCGGCAUGGAGACCGGCGUCGGGGCCAACCAUCUUCCCAGAGUGACGAUACAGCAGCACCAGCAGCGCACCGCUAGCCGCGGGUCGUACGACCUCGCGGGGGCGGCAGCGCCGGCGCCGGCGGCGGAGUUCUUCUCGAGCUGUGAAGGCGUUCGUCUCGGGAGCGACUCGUCGGCGUCGGCAGCAGCGGCGGUGCUGGCGGCGUCCAGCGUUGUGAGCGACGACGUACCUUCCGAAGCUUUCUCCUCCCCCGACGCUUCUUCGGUGUCCUUCGCGGCGGAACCCCCUCGUGCUGCCGCCGCUGCCGCUGAGUCCCGCCCGCCGUCGUCGAACGGCGGCGACGCCCUAAUGGCGACGGCGGCGGCGACCAGGAUGAUGAUGCCGGGCGAGGAGGCGUGGUGGGAGGUCCUAGAAGGGGAGGAGUUCGUGGCCAUGCCGGAGCCCACCUGGGGGGGGGUAGGAGGCCUGGACACGCAGAGCAUGAUGGAGGAGUCGCUUCGGGCCAACCCCCGCGGAUGCGGAUGGAGGAGCAACGGCGGCGGCGGCGGCGGCGGCAGCGGCCGCGGGGGCGUCGAAACCAAUAGAGGCGUGGCCGAGAGCGGUCGUAGUCCCCACGGAGACGGCGGCAGAACGGUCACGUCCCACGCCGCCACAACUAGGUCGUUGUCGCUCGAUUCUUCCUCCAUUGCAGCGGCGACGGCGGCGGCAGGCCUCGGUGGAGUCUUGGUCAUGCCGGGCGACGAGGGUUUUUCAGGAGACAUGAGCGGUAGAGACAGCUGUGGCCGUAACGGAGUCGUCCAUGGUAUCAGCGGCGGCGGCAGUGGGGGUCGGCUGUGUCCCUCCUCUAAGAAGUUUGCUGCGUCGGUUGGAGACGCACGUGUGGCAUUCUCGACCUCUCCGUUCAUGCCCGAUGCCCCCCCCGCCGCCUCUCGCGCGAUGAAGCCGUCGUCCCGCGAGCUCGGAUCAGCAUCAACAACAUCGACGUCACCCUCCGGUAGCGUUUUCUCGCCCGCGGCUUCCUCCUCGCCAAACGGCGUCUACCCUACCGGCUUCGGCCUGGCCGUGCACAGCCAGGUCCCGCUUCCUCACGGCGGCGCCGGUCUGCGCUCGGCCGGGCAGGGGUCUGCUCAUGAAAACGGCGGUUUGAGCAAGGCGUGGGUGCCCGGAGACAUGUGGGCAACGACGGCGACGACGACGACAAGCGGGGACGCGAUGAGCCCUUCCAAGUGCCUGUCGCUCAGUCCCGCCAAGGCAGUGACGGUCAUGGCCGCUAGCCCCUCCUCGUCCUCGCCUGCUCUGUCCAUGCUCGCCCAGUCAACGCCCCCGUGGGGUGCGGGCCCGCUGUGCUCCCCUCAGCAGACACGGGCAGCGAGCAGGGCCUAGCCUGGCCAGGCUAGCACGGAAGGGCCUGAACAGUACCGGUGGCGGAGGGAAGGAGGGAGGGAGGUUCAUGGCCGGGGACGCACAGACAUCAAGUGUACAGCCGCUGGUGUUCACCAUGCCGGCCGUUCACGGCCUCGCAGGCUUGCACAUGUCGGGUGGCGUUUGCGGACCAAGGUGUAACGGGGUCUGGUACCCUUUUUUUUUUUUUGCCUGUCUUCUUCAACCUUGUCUUGGUGAGUGACUGUCCCCAUCGAUCGUCGCAUUUUUGCGCUAGAGUUAGGAUUGGCAUCAAGCUCGGCAUCAACCGAGCCAAAGCGAUGCUAUUCACACGAUUGGUGCUUCCUAGAGUUGGCGGUGAUGUUCGCGGGGCUUGUGAGCUGCGGUGGCACCAGCAGCCAGUGUCCCAAGGCGGGAGGCAGUCGGGCGGUGCGACGUAUCGGUGUGUGGGUGUGCGUGUGUUUGGAAGGGGGUUGACUCACUUGCGUCAGUUCAACGAGUGUGCGUGCUUGCAGUGCGGCGAGGUGCCGAGUGCAGGGUAUGAUCCGCAAACGCCUCUCGAACAAUAUUAGUAAGGCGCCUUGUCGUCGCCGAUGUUGUUGCUCCAGUUGCUGCGGCGGCAGCAGAGCACACGUUGGUAGAAAAAUACCCAUACGGGGACGUAAGCCGUAAGUUGUGUGGUUCCUUGUCUGUGUGUUCGAUCUGAUGGUGUUCAAGUAAAGGCCCACGUCCUUGGCCUGUCUUCUUUGGUUUGGUUUGGUUUGGUUUGGUUUGGUUUUGGUGGGGCUUGUCCCUUCGAGGUAGUAUGGGGCGGGUUGCGUCUCGCUGCUCCUUUUCUCGCCCCCGGGGUCUGUGCUGUGCCGUGCGGCACCAUGAUUGCUGCACGCGAAAAUUUAUUGAUUGAUGGUGUUGUCCCUUGUUCUGUAUGGUGAUCUGUGGCUUGUUUCGACGCUUCGCUUGGAGUUAUCAUACGUGAGAUUUACCAUACCAUACCACGAGAUGGAACUAAAGUUGGUUUUAUAGGACCCAUUCUAACGAUAGGUGUAGUCGUCACCAGAAAAUCGCAUAGCGUCCGGUGAAUGUUGAGUCAGUCUCUCGCGAUGCCGCACCAUGUGGUUAGAUUGGGGUUGGCCGCUACUGCUGUACCGUGCAUUUUUUCCCUCAGAUUUUCAUAAUGAAAGAAUUUUCAUGAUGAAAGGAGCGCUGGAAGAGUGCCCUAGCGACGGUUUUUAAGCGUGACGCACGUACGCGCGUUAUGCAGCCAAGUACAGUAUUUCGUAGUAGCUGAAGCGAGCUACCUUUUCUCGUUUCUUUUUUUUAUAAAAAAAAACACAUUAGGCUCGCUCACCCCUUGUUAUCCUUGGGUGUUCCUACGUGCCUCGUGGAGCGUGCACGUGACUUGUUUGUAGGUUCAACUCGUGCGAGCAACGCGCUUGGCAAGAAGACAAGCUGGUGCUUGGCUUGUGCAUCAGACUACUGCUACUGAUGUGUGUGUGAGGCACGUAAAUAAUGAGCGUCUCGUGGUGGCACCUUUCUCAUUUUCCGUAUCUUGUGUCCGCCCAUCCAGUUGGAGUGGGCCGUCGAGAGAAUGAUUGAUUGUCCAGCGGUGGCGGCUAUCCUAUCCUGUCCUAUCCUGUCCUUUGGUAUCCCAUCCACAAAAGAGAUAUUCUCUUGGCUGCAUGGAUCCGGAUUAUCCACUUGUGGUGCGGGUGAAGUUGUUGUGCUAUCUUUAUUUGGUGUCGUUGUUUUGACUGUGUCGUCCGUUGCCUGCGCGCAUGCGCCUUUACUGUUACGUGCGUGGUGCUGUCUUUUAUUUACUCGUGGGUGGGGUGAUUGAUUCAUUGAUUCAUGUUUCAUUGUUGACCUUUAAGCUUGUUGGGUAGGUGGGUUGGGAGGCGUUCUUUCUUCCGUUGUUUCCGUGGGAGGGAGUGAUUGCUGGGAUAUUUUUCGGUGACAGGGAGGGGUAUGUCGUCAGUCGCUGCCGUUUUUGUUCGGGUACUAGUCUAUACCUGUGUGUGGGUGGGAUAAAAAAACGCUACAAGAGUCCUUGCAUAUUUUUAAGACGGAUGGGCGACAGCGAGCGAGCUUUGGAGAAGAACGAAAACGUGAAGGUAUUGUCUACAUGUCUACAUACCUGUGAACCACUUUUGUUGAUGCCCGAACGGGGUCGAGGGGGGUGCAAGACCUCCGAGAAUGGGUGGUUAGGUGGCGGCGGUGAAGUUUUUUGCAAAUCGAUUGGAGAGACGAGCGCCGGUCUUUUUUCUCCGAAAAGCGUCCCCAUCUCUCCCACGCAAGUGGAGUGUUUUGUUUUAGUUUUUGUUCCCUUUGUUUCUUGGCGCCGCCGCCCCACGGACCGUGUCAAAGCUUGAGAGCUGUGGUAGCGUGUAGAGAGUUAAUAUGGCCACAAACAUACGUGAGCCUGUGGUAGUAGCUAAAGAGUGAAAUGCUGAUCCGUAGUGAAGGGCGCGCCGGGGGCACCGCGCAGUGGGUAUCAGCUCUCCCGCGAGAGAGAGCAAAACGGUAGCAUCCUAGAAGAGCGCGGACAUGAUUAUUCUGCUGCGGAGCUCGUGAUAAUAAGGAGCGGAGCAGCGAAAGGCUGGGUGUACUUGAAGGGGAGGGUGGAGUGCCUCAAGGGAUUUUAUUUGGCGUGACAACGCCGAAAAUAGUAGUGGGGGGUCGGUUGCAGGUGGUGAUGGUGGUUUUGGUGGUGAUGGUGGUGGCGUGCCCUCGAACGAACGAACGAUUACAUGGUUUUGAGUAAGGAGGUGUCUUGCGCUGCGGCGGCGGGCAAACUCACUCCCACUCCCUCUUUUUUUUCUUGCGAAUUUGUUAACGUCCCUUCAAACAUCAUGGAGGCAUUCGCGACAUGUCAAAAAAAAUUGGUAUGGUUUACAAAAUUCCAAGGUAGACCGCACGGCAUACCGCAUCGGCACGCAUCUUUUGGAUGGAUAUCGGGGGCUGGUUGCGAUGAUACACACAAAGCGAAGAAGGCAGGCUGGCUCACCGGAGUCGAAGCUGGCUAGGGUGAUGGUGAUGGGUGGUGGUAGGAUAAUGGCUGAUACGUGGUGGGCGGUAUUGUGAUGGUUGGAGUUGCAUAUGGGGAGGCGGGUUGGACGGAGGGGUCGAUAGGCGUGCAGACGCCUGGGACAGGGACGGCAGUCAGGCAGUUUUUUUGGUCUUUGUUGUCAUGUAUCCUUGUUUGGUUGAGCCCUGGGCUGGCUACAUAUAUUGUGCAUUGCAUGAUAGGAGUUUGGGAUUGAUUCCUUUGCCUUUGAUGAUGACAAGGGCAUGGGGGAUGGUCACCAUAGUAGGGUAAGACGGGGUAUUUAAUGUGAAGACAGCAGAAUCGCGAAGACUGACAGUAGACUAUCAAAUCAAGACAACAGUAGCUAGGAUUGUUGUGUCUGUCUGUCG
Messenger RNA from Ectocarpus sp. CCAP 1310/34, 6375 nucleotides. Lineage: Eukaryota; Phaeophyceae; Ectocarpales; Ectocarpaceae. The record is from the annotation of a GenBank genome assembly.